UCCUCAUUUGGCCCCUGGUCUCGGCGCUCCGCUGCUUUCUGCUCCAAACGACUGGUUCGGCCUGUGGACCUUCCUUGGCAGCUGUUUGGGAUGGUGAUGGCCGCUCUGACGGUUUGAUGCCCACUAGGACCCUUGGAUGUGGCUCCCAGGAGCGGUUUUCCAGAGAAGCGACUCCGUCAGCCAGGUCGCUAACCUGGGUUUGUUUUUCCGCUGUUAGCUUAGUUGAUGGGGUCCCAGCGUGACCGCAGCUUCUGCAGACCGCUGCCGCCAUUUCUUCCGUCUUUUCGCUCCCGUGCAUCAGUGUUGUGACAGCAGCCCUGCGCUCUUCGCUUCCUGACUUCAGAUGAUGGAUGAAGACUUUUCCAGCACCUUCCCAGCUCAGUUUUCAACUCAUCUUCCACAAAAGGAGCAGCUAUCAAACUUUCUGCAGAGAGGCUGAAUACUUGCCCUGCUGGGGGUGUUCAGGAACCUCCCCUAGUUACUCUGAACUCUUUAGGAAUAACAUACGGAAGUUCUUUUUUUUUUUUUUUUUUUUUUUUUGGUCCGGUCCGGCCGGCUGUGUUAGUUUUCAAAACUGGGGCGCAACUCAUGGGAUGCAACCAUGUCGGAUCUUAGCGAGCGCAGGCCGGUGAACGCCGACUACGCCGUCUCCCUGCUGGAGCAGCUCAAGUUCUUCUAUGAACAGAAGCUGCUCACCGACGUGGUGCUGCUGGUGGAGGGCUCAGAGUUCCCCUGUCACAAGAUGGUCCUGGCCACGUGUAGCUCCUAUUUCAGAGCCAUGUUCAUGAGUGGACUGAGCGAGAGCAAGCAGACGCAUGUGAGCCUGAGGAACGUGGACCCGGCCACGCUGCAGAUCAUCAUCACCUACGCCUACACGGGGAAUCUGGCCAUCAGCGACAGCACGGUGGAGCCGCUCUACGAGACCGCCUGCUUCCUCCAGGUGGAGGAUGUCUUGCUGCAGUGCAGAGACUACCUGGUGAAGAAGAUCAACGCAGAGAACUGCGUCCGCAUGCUGAGCAUCGGCGACCUCUUUAGCUGCAGCGAGUUGAAGCAGAGCGCCAAGCGGAUGGUGGAGCACAAGUUCCCGGUGGUGUACCGGCAGGAGGCCUUCCUGCAGCUCUCCCACGAGCUCCUGAUCGACAUCCUCAGCAGCGACAACCUCAACGUGGAGAAGGAGGAGGCGGUGCGCGAGGCGGCCAUGCUGUGGUUGGAGUACAACAUGGAGGCGCGCUCGCAGCACCUGUCCUCCGUGCUCAGUCAGAUCCGCAUCGACGCGCUGUCAGAGGUGACCCAGCGGGCCUGGUUCCAGGGUCUGCCCCCUAACGACAAGUCUGUGGUGGUGCAGGGCCUCUACAAGUCCAUGCCCAAGUUCUUCAAGCCCCGCCUGGGCAUGACCAAGGAGGAGAUGCUCAUCUUCAUGGAGGCCAUGUCAGAGGUGCAAGGCGACGGCUACGUCAUGUCCACCUCCGUGCCGACGGCCAUAGUGUGUUACAGCCCCCAAGCGGAGAAGGUGUACAAGCUCCACAACCCCCCAGGAGAUCUGCAGAAGGUGGGGACCCUGGUUACCCCCGACAACGACGUGUACAUCGCCGGCGGACAGAUCCCCCUGAAGAACUCCAUCGCCAACCACGGCAAAGGCAGCAGGUUGCAGGCCGUCUUCCGCUCCGUCGACAGCUUCUUCUGGUUCGACGCCCAGCAGAACUCCUGGGUCCCCAAGACCCCCAUGCUUUGUGCCCGGAUCAAGCCCUCCCUGGUGUACUGCGAGGGCUGCAUCUAUGCGAUCGGCGGGGACAGCGUGGGGGGGGAGCUGAACAAGCGCACGGUGGAGCGCUACGACUGCGAGAAGGACGAGUGGACCAUGAUGAGCCCCCUGCCCUUCGCCUGGAACUGGAGCACGUCGGUGGUGGCGCACGGCUGCAUCUACGUGAUGACGCACGACCUGACGUACUGCUACUUCCCCCGCGCCGACACCUGGGUGGAGAUGGCCAUGCGCAAGACCAGCCGCUGCUUUGCCUCGGCCGCCGCCUUCGGCGACCUCAUUUUCUACAUCGGGGGGCUCCACGUGGUCAGCAACUCUGGCGUCCGCAUGCCCACCAGCACCAUCGAUGGCUCCUCCGUCACCGUGGAGAUCUACGACGUCAACAAGAACGAGUGGCGCGCCGCCGCCAACAUCCCCGCCAAGCGCUACUCGGACCCAUGCGUGCGCGCCGUGGUGCUGCUCGGCUCUCUGUGCAUCUUCAUGCGUGAAACCCACAUGAACGAGCGCGCCAAGUACGCCAUCUACCAGUACGACGUGGAGCUGGACCGCUGGUUCCUGCGGCAGCCGGUGUCUGAGCGCGUGCUGUGGGACCUGGGAAAGGACUUCCGCUGCGCCGUGGGGAAGCUCUACCCCUCCUGCCUGGAGGAGUCGCCGUGGAAACCCCCCACCUGCCUGUUUUCCCCAGACGGAGCAGAUGAGUUUGAGGUGGACGGGGAGCUGGUGACCUUCCCCCACGUAUAGCUGUCACCCCCCCCUCCACCUGACUGAAUGAACCAGAAGUCCAAUAUUAAAGGGGGAGGGGCUUCCUCUCCCCACGUGGUCAAUAGCUUUGUGUUUGUUUUUGGCGGGGGGGGGGGGGCGUUGGUGAAAAAGGAUGCUCCUUCCGAUGUUGGAGAACGCCCCAACACCUGUACUCGGGGGUCCGAUCCUCUACACAGACGUGGUGAUGAAGAGCAUGCCCCCCCCCCCCCUUCUUUUACUGGUAAAGAAAUACUCUGCAUUAGCGUGUGAGAUGUUCACGCAGCUCUGAAAAACACCAACGCAAAACUCUGAGCUCGUUUGUUCAUGUCUGUUCGAACGGCUUCUUCCAAUAAAGGUUAUUCAAAAACGGCCUUCAUGACCACAAACGCUGCAGAGCUCAGCAGAUCGAGCCGCUGCUCCGUCUCCAGGUUGUGUGCAGAGUACUUCUUUACGCGUCCGAUCAUGCGUUCCCCUCAACGACCCCCGAUAGGUUGUGAGGUGGGGCGGGGGGGAUUUGAACCGACGGCGGCUGCAGGUCCAGCCUCCCUCUCUGCCCCACCCUCCUCCCCGACUCCACCUCCGCAGCUCCAUCUGCUCACAGGCUCAUGCGUUUUUAUUUGUAAGCUGCUGAAAUCUAGAAAUAUCUAUAAAAAUAUCUAUUUUCAUAUGUGUAAAGACAGCUGUUCUGAGUGAUGGGGGGACCAACUCGAUUUUGUAUUUGUUGUUUCUUUUUAAGUUUAACAUCAGACUUUACUGUAGUGUGGUUGUUGGUUCCACCCCUUCGCUUUGUUUUUUGGUUUUUUUCCUGGAGUGAAUAUCCAUAAAUACUGCUGCUGACCUCCACCCUGGGGUGUUGCUAUGGAAACCAGCCCAGCACUAGGACUGCUGGGGAUACAAAGGUGUUUGUGUGUGUAUGUGUGUGGGGGGGGGGUUUCCUCUUACCUUUAAGAAUACAUGAGCACGGGUGCUUCAUGACGAACAUUACGAGCAUGUUUGGCUGCAUUAUUUUCCAUCAGCACUGUAUUUUGAAUGAACAUUAAUUUAUUAAAAUACAUACCAAACCUUC
Molecule: messenger RNA, 3566 nt
Organism: Oryzias latipes (Japanese medaka)
Lineage: Eukaryota; Metazoa; Chordata; Actinopteri; Beloniformes; Adrianichthyidae
Gene: kbtbd2
Product: kelch repeat and BTB (POZ) domain containing 2
Molecular function (GO): protein binding
Source: RefSeq, a predicted model, not a curated record